CAAUUAGUGGAGGCUGAAUCUAGCCAAGUUCUCUUAGCCUUUCUAGUGAGCUAUGGAUGAAAGCAAAGAUGUGCCAAAAGAUUUUAUCAAGCUCAAGUCUGAAAAGCUCUCUGUAGAUGAAGUAUCAGAGCUGGUCAUUUCACCAUGUUGUGGGGCAGUGUCUCUGUUCGUUGGUACUACAAGAAAUAAUUUUGAAGGGAAAAAGGUGAUUUGCUUAGAAUAUGAAGCAUAUACUUCAAUGGCAGAGAUCGAAAUAAAGAAAAUCUGCAGAGAUAUUAGACAGAAGUGGCUAUCAGUCAAACAUAUUGCAGUGCACCACAGACUUGGUGUGGUUCCAGUAACUGAAGCAAGUGUAAUUAUUGCAGUCUCCUCUCCACACAGAGCAGAAUCCCUUGAAGCCGUAACAUACUGCAUCAAUACCUUAAAAGCAUCUGUCCCAAUAUGGAAAAAGGAGAUUUAUGAAGACGAAUAUUCUUGGAAAGAAAACAAGGAAUGCUUUUGGACAAAUUCAGAAAAAUAAUUGUUCUCUUUUAAAAAUAGUGUUACUCUUCCUAAUAAGCAUACUAGUUAGCUUUGGUUUUUACAGAUAAUCCAUAUGUUUAUAAGUAGUUGUGGGCAUUUCAAUAUGAAUAAUUUAAUUAGGACUGCAUGGAAUUAAUGAAUUUAAAGCAAUCUUCCCCAGAAUUAUUGGUGGCAAAGUGUUCAGCCCUCUGUGAUACCAGCUGUUUUAAUGCCUUUACAUUGAUACUCAGGUACUAUUUCACUGUCUGCAUGGGAGGUCACAAGAGGACAACUGGAAAUUUUUGUAAUCUCAAAAUGUUAAGUAGGUUUUCUAUGACUGUAGAAUCAGUUUGCAAGCUUUAUGCUAUUUUGACAUUCUUGUAACAGGAAAGCUACUUGAAAUAUAUUAAACAUUUUGAUAGAGACACAGAAGAAAAUAUAACCUAUACCCCAGAGUUACUAACUUUUUAAUAGUGCUAAUGUUCCAGAAGCUCUGUCUCACAGAAACAUUUUUACUGUGCAGCUGGUGUUACAAAUCCAUUGUGUUAAAAUAAUAUGGACAGACUUUGAUUCAAAGUUGGAUGUAAUACUCUACCAGCAACAAACUUGCAUUAGCAGUAACAUGGCAAACCUGUAACUACUUAAUGUCUAGACAUGAUUAAUUUGAAGGAGUUUUUUUGGCUGUGUAAUUGUAUGGUGCUGCAUUAAAAAAAACAAACGAAAAAACCCCAAAACAAACAAAAACCCCCAAACAAACAAAAACACCCAACAGAAAACCAAACCAGCAAUUACUACAAAUAGACAACUUAUAAUUUGUAGUCUUGUAAACUUAUGAUAAGUUUAAUUGGGUUUAGUAGUUUGACUUUAGGAUUCAAAGUUAGUGAAAUUGAUUACUUUUUCCAAGGGAAGCCCCUGUACUGAACCUUUUGCUAUUUAUGUAUGCAUUUAUAGUCACAUUCGUAAUUUUAAUACAGUUUUUCUCAUGUUACUUUUUUUUUUGAAACCUAUUUAAAAAGAGUCUGACAUAGUAUGUCAGUGGGCUGCUUAUCUGAGCCAUGGCAGUGUUUAGCUGUCAGGUGUUCAAAAUCUAUUGUGUAUGGCACUUUUAACUCAUGCUGGGACUCGGUGUAGACAAGAUAGGUAUAAAGGAAUGGAAAUGAGGUAAAGUAAAAUGAUUUGCUCAAGUUUAUGUCUCAUUGUGUCACACAAUGUUUAAGCCCUCAGCUGUAUAAUCCAUUUAAUGGUAUCUGCAAUAAGAAUCUACAAGCAGUUCCUAUCUGUACAAAAAUAA
Molecule: messenger RNA, 1792 nt
Organism: Indicator indicator
Lineage: Eukaryota; Metazoa; Chordata; Aves; Piciformes; Indicatoridae
Product: molybdopterin synthase catalytic subunit
Exons: 5
Coding region: 53-520 (155 amino acids)
Biological process (GO): Mo-molybdopterin cofactor biosynthetic process
Cellular component (GO): cytosol
Molecular function (GO): molybdopterin synthase activity
Source: RefSeq, a predicted model, not a curated record